Molecule: messenger RNA, 2263 nt
Organism: Centruroides sculpturatus (bark scorpion)
Lineage: Eukaryota; Metazoa; Arthropoda; Arachnida; Scorpiones; Buthidae
Product: phosphoserine phosphatase-like
Exons: 6
Coding region: 220-1053 (277 amino acids)
Biological process (GO): dephosphorylation; L-serine biosynthetic process
Cellular component (GO): cytoplasm
Molecular function (GO): L-phosphoserine phosphatase activity; magnesium ion binding
Source: RefSeq, a predicted model, not a curated record
GUCUUCCAGUAAUUGCGCUUGCUAUCUUAUUACAUUGUUGUUACUUGAGGGUGACGUAGAAAAUGCUUUCGAUCGUUUUUUCUUUUUGAAUUGAAUUUCAUUUUAUUCGCGGGAAUGACGGCAUUUGACGGAGUGUACCUGUACACUUCGGUAGUUUUCCAUUCUCUCUCGUCACUACUCUUUGCGUGUCCCAUUGGCCGAGUGGAAAACAACUAAGUUAUGUCGGUCGAUCAUUGGAAACUGUCCAUUACGCCAAUCCACGAAUGUCACACAUCCGUAACGCAGUAUCUACUAAAGCUACUUUACUUGUCUAUUCCUAUCGAAAUAUACGAGAAAGGCAGAAUGAUCUCGUGUCGAUAUUAUCUUAAUUUUUAUAACAAUUUCGAAGAAAGGACUAAGAAAUUGUGGAGAGAAGCGGAUGCGGUAUGCUUCGAUGUAGAUUCUACGGUUUGUAAAGACGAAGCUAUCGACGAAUUAGCGAAAUUUGCCGGGAAAGAAAAAGAAGUUGCAGAGAAGACACAGAAAGCGAUGAGUGGUGGGAUGACAUUUAAAGAGGCUCUUCAUCAACGUUUAGAGUUAAUCCAGCCAACUGUAACUAUGAUUCAUGAAUAUUUAUAUAAGCAUCAUCCUAAUUUCACUCCAGGAAUCAAAGAUCUAAUCAGAAUACUCCACAAUAGACAGAUUGCAGUCUAUUUGAUAUCCGGUGGCUUCUAUACAUUGUUAGAACCAAUUGCUAAAGAAUUAAAUAUAUGUUUAAAUAAUGUGUUUGCUAACAGACUUUUGUUUUAUUUUAAUGGUAAAUAUGCUGGUUUUGAUGAAAAUCAACCUGUUUGUCAUCAGAAUGGAAAAGCUGAAGUAAUAAGUUAUCUAAAAGAAAAUUAUGGCUAUCAGAAAGUUGUAAUGAUUGGAGAUGGCAUUACUGAUUUAAUGGCUUGUCCUCCAGCUGAUGGUUUUAUUGGAUUUGGAGGAAACAGCAAGAGAAAUAUCAUUAAAGACAAAGCCGGAUGGUUUGUUACAGAUUUUUACGAACUGAUCGAAGAACUACAAAACUAAAUUUAGUAUUAUUUUAAGAGAAAACUUUCUUGUGAUAUUUAUUAUAUAAUUAGUAUUUACACAAUUUUAUUUUUAAUAAAAACCAGUAUUAACAAAAUAUGAUUGCACCUGCACUCUUUGAGUGUGUACUGUAUGACCUCCUGUGGAGGCAAUAUUAGCUUUUGGAAAGCCAACAUGUAAUUUCUUUAUUAAUCAUUUUAGAUGUUGUAGUAGUAAAUGUACCUUUUAAUGGGAUUGUUUCAUUUGCUUAUUAUCUGUAUUUUUUAAUAAAAUUAUUAAAUUAAUUCAACACUUAGUUUUCUUAGAUAUACAAGCUCCUAUGAAACCUCUCGUAAGCCAAAAUAGUAUUAAAGUGAAGAAACGAAUGCUCAUAAAGUUUUCCUACAUAAAUUAAUUUUGACUCUGAAGUAUUAUUAACUCAUUAAAUAACACAUAUAACCUACAAUAACAUAUAGUUACUACAUUAGACAUAACCUGUAAACUAUGAAACUUUCUGGUCUCAAGAACUAAUCAAAACCCUCCUUGACUAUCUUUAAAUUCAACUUUUGCAAUAUUUUCAUCAUCAUCAAUUAUUUCUGUUUCAGCUUAUUGAAAAGACUAUCUUACUUAAGAAGAAAUCAGCCACUUAAUGGAAUGCCACAUUUUGUACACCAAUUAAAACGGAGAGAGUAUUUGUUGAGUGGAUUAUCAUUUUAUUUUUUGCUACUGGAUGCACAAAAUAAAUUGACCAAAAAACACUUUGGAAGCUUGAUGCUGAAUGUAGUUUCCAGGGAAGGAGCUUUGAGAUGUCUCACUGCUUGAGGUGCAUAAUGCCUCUAAAAUGGCACUGCAAAACAUCCCUAAAUGCUAGUUUGCUUUUUGCCUUUUAUACUUUCCAGGCUUUAUGUAUACAUAACAAGGGAAAGUAUUGGAAUUGUGUCAAAUUUGAUCCUCAAAGUGUUUUGCGAAUCUCCAGAUUUUGAGACUUCCUGAACCCAAAAAGUAAAAAAAAAAAACAGCAAAACAAUUUCCGCAUGUAUGUGUUGGUCUAUUUUGUUUUUUGUUUCUUAAUCUUUCCCCCAUUCUGAGAUAUUAAAUUUGGCAUGGCUUGUGUACAGGGGUGAUGCUAUUAAAAUUUGGUGAUUAAAUAUUGAAGGGGUAGGGAGCUAGAGGAUUAUCAUAUGUUAUAUCUCAAGUGGAGUUGGACUUGAUGUUAGUCUUCAUUAAGUCC